UGCCCGGGCAUGACGGCGGCAUGAGCACGGACGGGGAGGAGCCGGAGGAGCCGGGGUGGAAGGCGGUGGCCUCGCCCAAGGCGUCAGCCAUGCCUGAGAAGCGCGGGAGCGCUCAGGCCGCGAGCGGCAGCUGGCUACAAGGCUUUGGCCAACCAAGUGUUUACCAUGCUGCUAUUGUCAUCUUCUUAGAAUUCUUUGCUUGGGGCCUGUUGACAACUCCAAUGUUAACUGUUUUACAUGAAACAUUUCCUCAACACACAUUCCUCAUGAAUGGCCUCAUUCAAGGUCUAAAGGGUCUGCUCUCCUUUCUGAGUGCUCCACUCAUAGGCGCUCUCUCUGAUGUGUGGGGCAGAAAACCCUUUCUCCUUGGCACAGUCUUCUUUACCUGCUUCCCUAUCCCACUGAUGAGGAUCAGCCCAUGGUGGUAUUUUGGCAUGAUUUCUGUAUCUGGAGUCUUCUCAGUCACUUUCUCUGUAAUAUUUGCCUAUGUAGCUGACUUCACUCAAGAGCAUGAAAGAAGUACUGCAUAUGGAUGGGUCUCAGCCACCUUUGCAGCUAGUCUGGUUACCAGCCCAGCCAUUGGAACAUACCUCUCUGCAAAUUAUGGAGAUAGCCUUGUUGUGCUGGUAGCCACAGUGGUGGCUGUCCUAGACAUCUGCUUCAUUUUAGUGGUAGUUCCAGAAUCUCUGCCAGAGAAAAUUAGACCUGCUUCCUGGGGAGCUCAGAUUUCUUGGAAACAAGCGGACCCUUUUGCGUCAUUAAAGAAAGUUGGAAAAGAUUCUACUGUCUUACUGAUCUGCAUCACAGUGUUUCUCUCAUACCUUCCUGAAGCUGGGCAGUAUUCAAGCUUUUUUCUCUAUCUCAGGCAGGUCAUAGGUUUUGGAUCUGUGAAAAUUGUAGCAUUCAUAGCUAUGGUAGGAAUUCUGUCCAUUGUGGCUCAGACGGUCUUCCUUAGUAAAUGGAUGAGAGCAUUAGGAAACAAGAAUACUGUCCUCCUUGGUUUGGGUUUCCAGAUGUUCCAACUUGCCUGGUAUGGUUUUGGAUCUCAGGCCUGGAUGAUGUGGGCAGCAGGAACUGUGGCUGCCAUGUCCAGCAUUACAUUCCCAGCAGUCAGUGCCCUCAUCUCUCGGAAUGCAGAGUCAGAUCAGCAAGGGGUUGCCCAGGGGAUUGUAACUGGAAUCCGAGGGCUAUGCAAUGGCCUAGGGCCAGCGCUGUACGGCUUCAUAUUCUACAUGUUCCAUGUUGAACUGAGUGAGAUGGGCCCAAAAUUGAAUUCUGAUGAUCCCCUACAGGGAGCUUUCAUCCCAGGCCCGCCGUUUUUAUUUGGAGCAUGUAUAGUUCUUAUGUCUUUUUUGGUUGCCUUAUUCAUCCCUGAAUACCGUAAAACCAGUGGAGUUCAAAAACAUAACAACAGCAUCAGUGGCAGCCUAAGCACGCCGCCUGAACGGGGCAGUGAUGAGGACAUUGAGCCAUUACUGCAAGACAGCAGCAUCUGGGAGCUCUCCUUUGAAGAACCUGGAAAUCAGUGCACUGAGCUAUAACCCAACAGUACAGAAGGUUCUGCAGAGAGCCAUGGAGGAAGCUGCACCACAUGGAGACUUCAUGGUGCUGGAGGGGCGAUGCUAGCAGCAUCCUUUGGGCCAAGUUUAAUAAGUUACUCUUCUCAUGCCUCUGCCCUUCACUCUUCUGCCUCUUUCUAUUCCUUUACUUCCAUCUUUUUCCCCCCUCUUAGGAAAGAUUGAAAAUGCUUCACUGUAAAUAAUAUGAAACUUUCAAGAUUAUCUAGAAUCUAGACUUUAAAAUUUUAAUAGAAAAAAAAUCAUGUCUGUGAUAGGAAAGGUCAUCUUUCCUUCAGUAACUGGAACAAGAGUGACAGCAGUUUUUCUAUGUCCUUUUGGUAGAAGGUGUGGGAUGAUAGUAUUAACUGCCUCUUUUCAUUCUCUUUCUGUGAAUCAUUCCUGCUUAGCCCAUAAAUGUUGAUGAGUGGCCAUUCUUAAGAGUCACUUGGUAUCAGGGAUCUACUGACCUUGUCCAGAGGUCAGGUGAAAACCUAGUUUUGCUUUCUCUUUAUUUUCUCUACUUCUUAAGCUCUUGAAAAAUGAACAUUAAUAACAUUGAUCAAUGAUCACCUUUAUCAGAUAAAGGAAAUCUUUCUUAGAAAAUUUAAAUUAUGUUGAACAAGCAGCUUUGUGUCCAGAUUGAGGCUAGCCAUAGCAGCCUACUAAGAUCCUAUUUCAAAGCAAAGCAGUUAACCAUGAAGCCUUCUAGUGGCAACAAAGAAAUCAGCGUCUACUUCCAGAAAAGUGCUUUGUUUAAAAAUGUUGAACAUUCCUAAAAGGAAUGAGAGUAACAGGUAGCAAUGACAUUUGUUUCCAAGUUCAUGCUCACAAUAUGCUACUCUAUGCUUCUUCCCAUCUCUCUAUGUCCUCCUUGUUUUCUUUACCAUAAUCCUGCCUUAACUGUUAAUGUAGAAUGUGUUUAUUUUUAACUAAUCUGUAUCUCAGUCUGUUAUUCUGAUUUUAGAAUCUUUUGGGAAUGUGCAUAUCAAAAUCCUUUCUAAAAUAUGAGGGUUAGUGAAUCUCAGCUUCAUGAUAAAUGUCUUGCUAAUUUUUGAGAUGUUUUAUGGACAAAGGAAACUACAGAUUUUAUAUUUUGCUGCACAGUAAAUGGACCAUUAACUUGGGUCUAUCUUUUUUUUUUUUUUGGAAAAGAAACUAUAUACAUUUUAUUUUAAUAUAUUUAAAAACAGAACAUAUGUGAGUAAACAGACAGCAUGCUGACACAGAACAAGUUUUAAACAAUCAUUUAACGUGUUGACAGAAUUGGCACAGGCAGAGGAAGAAUAGUGAUGGACUAGGGUGGAUGUGAUUACAGGAGUAACUUCUUUGUCGAUGUUUAAAGUUGCUGAGUAACUUGGGUCUAUCUUUAACAAAGCACUCCUUUGAAUGUUUUAUAGGUAUGAAAACAUGUAGAUAUUUGUAAGGAUUUUAAUUUUUUUGAUGGGGUGCUGUGUAAAUCUUGUAUUUAUAAAUAAUGAAGGUAUUGACAGAAAAAAUAUAUACAACUUUUAUAAAGGCUUGUGUACUGACUGAUACAUUUAAAGGAAAAUAUAUUUUGAAGCCUGUUCUGCCAUGAACAGAUAUAACAUAUCUUUUUACUAUGCUGUUGGUUUUUAGGUUACGCUUCCUAAUGCAUAAUAAAUUUUCAACGGAUACUUAUGUCUUAAAAACAAA
This is a messenger RNA of Meriones unguiculatus (Mongolian gerbil), 3233 nucleotides long. It is a transcript of the gene Slc71a2, whose product is annotated as major facilitator superfamily domain containing 14B. Gene Ontology annotation, biological process: transmembrane transport. The transcript has 12 exons. Gene Ontology annotation, molecular function: transmembrane transporter activity. The coding region runs from base 21 to 1541 and encodes 506 amino acids. NCBI's taxonomy places the organism in Eukaryota, Metazoa, Chordata, Mammalia, Rodentia, Muridae. Gene Ontology annotation, cellular component: membrane. The record is from RefSeq and is a predicted model, not a curated record.